AGACUCCUGUUCACAGUGGCUCCUCCUCUCCUUUGCCCUUGACACCCAGCAGGGAUUGCACUGGAGGGCUUUUCUCAGGGCUGGAAACCCAGAGGAACUACGAACUAAAUGAGGUUCUGAGCUGGAGACUGACACCAGAAAACUACCCUCAGAGUGACCAGCUUCCCCCUCCUUCUUACCUCUAUGGCGCUCAGCACCUGCUUCGGCUAUUUGUUAAACUUCCAGAAAUCUUGAGGAAGAUGCACAUACCAGAAAAGAACCUGAGGGCACUAGUGAAACACUUCGAGCUUUUCCUCAGGUUUUUGGCAGAGUUUCAUGAGGACUUCUUUCCAGAGUCUGCAUAUGUGUCUGCAACUGAAGCCCAUUACAGCAUGAAGCAACCACGCUCAGUCUUCUAAGAAUCCUUUACAGAGAGAGUUUAUAUUGUGCUGUGCUCUUCUGAACUUCUGGUCCUCCCCUGACACUGAAUGUUGAGCCUAUGUUCUUUCUACUUGCAAAUUCUAUAAAUUUCCCUGAAGUAUUUCACCUGUCCAUUUCUAAUUGUACAUUUGCAAUGUAUGACAAAAUUUUCUUGACAAUCUUUUUUUGUUAUUGUUUAUAGUUUUAUUUUAAAGCAUAUUGAAUUCAGUUGUGCAAAAUUAUCAUUUUCUUAUUUUCUAGUUUUUCUGUCAUAUGAAUCCACUAUUACCUCAAACUUCCUUAUUUUGCUUGUCCUUUCCCUCUCAUUCCUCUGCACGAACUUAAACAAGCAGUUGCGCAAAAGCAAGAGGUUUAUUGCACAUUUGCCACAUAAUUGUUGUAGUAACAUUGUAUUAAUAAUGCUUUUUUUUUUAAUUAUGAGCUCCACUGAUAAUUGCUUUGUGAGUCUUUCACUCACAAAAUAUAUUUCUUUUUUUGUAUAUUGCUGUAUAUAAAGUUUUCAGUGGUAAAAGGUUUCAUCUCUUUUCUUUCUGUGAAAAUAGGACAGGGCUGGGUUUUAACAAUAUUGGCCCCCCCCCCCCCAUUAUUUAUAAUAAUUAAGUUCAUUAUUCCCUUGUGUUCCUGUUUCUGUGUAUUCUAUGGUGUCUUGUAGUUUAUCUAUUAAAGCCAUAAUCACUUAUGGUGCUGAUUAAUUUCUCAAUACAUUAUUCAAACUUUUGUUUCCAGUGCUUAAAGGACUUUGAAACUUGUGAUUGGUAUGAGGAAAAUACUUGUUUUGUUGCAGCCUUUCACUGGCAUUAAUUUCACAUAUUGAAAAAACCUUAAAAAUAGGUAAACACUUCUGUGUAAACAUUAUGUGCAAAACUAUUUGAAGAUGUUAUUAUUUUUAUUACUGAAUUUGUAUUUCAAAAAUCUAAAUUAUCAUGCUCAUAGCUUUUUCAACAUCUGUGAUGACAGACAAGGUUGUGCCCCAUUUUUUAUUUAAAGUAGCGUUUGCGGCCUUGUU
This is a messenger RNA of Sinocyclocheilus rhinocerous, 1426 nucleotides long. Its product is annotated as male-specific lethal 3 homolog. Gene Ontology annotation, biological process: chromatin organization; regulation of DNA-templated transcription. NCBI's taxonomy places the organism in Eukaryota, Metazoa, Chordata, Actinopteri, Cypriniformes, Cyprinidae. The annotation marks the transcript as partial. The record is from RefSeq and is a predicted model, not a curated record. The transcript is spliced from 4 exons. Gene Ontology annotation, cellular component: nucleus; NuA4 histone acetyltransferase complex; MSL complex.